AUGGCUGAUCAACAAGUCGACUAUGGAAAAGCCCUCGAUUACUGGCAGUCUACGCCAGCGACCGUGGAUGGUGUUCUCGGCGGCUUCGGUAACACGGUUGUGCCCAAGGUGGAUAUUGUAGGCUCGCAGGCGUUUCUGCGGCGCUUGAGCACACUGAGCCCAAACACAUUUCCGAACUUGACUGAUCAGGUUGGCCUGGACGUCGGCGCAGGAAUCGGUCGGAUCACCCGAAACCUCCUGGUGAAGUACUGUUCACGAGUCGACUUGCUCGAGCCGGCCGCACAGUUUGUUGCCCAAGCCAGACUGGAACUGGCAGACCUCCCUCAGGUAACCGAGUUCUAUGAAAAGGGCAUGCAAGACUUUGUCUUUGAGCAAAAGUACGCGAUUGUGUGGUGCCAGUGGUGUUUGGGCCAGCUGCCCGACGAGGUGCUUGUCGAGUUCCUGCGUAAAUGUGCCGACAACUUGGUCCCGGGCGGUAUCAUCGUGGCCAAGGAGAACAACUCAACCACCGAGGACCUCUACGACGACACGGACUCCGCAGUCACUCGCACAGACGCUAGCUUCCGCGCUAUUUUCGAAAAGGCUGGGUUACGUUUACUACUGACUAGUAUACAAAAGGGUAUGCCCCGCGAGCUGUUCCCUGUACGAAUGUAUGCCUUGGCGCCGGCGCUCAAGGAUAGACAGAUCUAG
Messenger RNA from Wickerhamiella sorbophila, 690 nucleotides. RefSeq names its product Alpha N-terminal protein methyltransferase 1. The transcript has a single exon. The coding region runs from base 1 to 690 and encodes 229 amino acids. Gene Ontology annotation, biological process: N-terminal protein amino acid methylation. Gene Ontology annotation, cellular component: cytoplasm. Gene Ontology annotation, molecular function: N-terminal protein N-methyltransferase activity. NCBI's taxonomy places the organism in Eukaryota, Fungi, Ascomycota, Dipodascomycetes, Dipodascales, Trichomonascaceae. The record is from RefSeq and is a predicted model, not a curated record.